CGCUAAAAUUUUGGUGACAUGUUGUUAGCGAAACAGCUGAGCGGUAGAGCCUGUGUAUUGGGCCGGUGUGCAAGCUCAUGCAGUAAUCGGGCAUCGAACUGUUGCGAUCGUGCCACCACUUUUUCGAGACGGCUGCUAGCUCCUGAAGUACAUUUCACCUGCAUCGUCUCCAGGUAUUGCACACUUUCAAGGGCUUCAUUCUGCAACCAUACGUCUGCGUCAUGUCAACCACUCAGCAAACCUCCAGGCCACUGGAUGGCACAUCCAACUCAUCUUCUUCGCCUCUUUACGAUCUCGUCUGUGUCGGCUUUGGUGCUGCUCAACUUGCAACUGCCAUUGCCAACCGUGAAGCACGUACCGACUCUAAAGUACUCUUCCUGGAGCGCAAGCCUUCAUUCUCAUGGCAUUCGGGAACACACCUGUCUAGGGCACGCAUGGAAGUUCCUUUCCUCUACGAUCUGGCAUCCCUUCGCAACCCAAAAUCGGCUUUCAGCUACUCCUGCUAUUUGCUUGCUAAGGACCGUCUGGUCGAGUUCGCCAACUCUGAUCGACUGAACCCUCUGCGCGACGAGUUCGAAGACUACCUGAAGUGGUGCGCAGAACAGUUCAGCGACCAGGUCCGAUAUGGUAGCGAAGUCGUUGGUGUAGCCCCAGAGACUGAGAACAACACUGUACGAAGCUGGAAAAUUGCUGUAAAGGAUGGCAACGGCAAAACAUACAUCGUCCGGGCAAAGAACGUCGCCGCUCCUACACCAGGAAAGCACAUCAGCGCGAAGGAAGAGUCGUUGACCAGCGUCAACUUCCUUGCUGGACAGCGCAUUAUGCCCAUGGCCGACUACCUAUCGCGGAGAAACGAGCUUCGCCAGCCGUUCGAGCCGCGACUGAAUAUCGCGAUUGUUGGCUCAAGCCAACAGACAAUCGAGAUCUUGGACGACCUGCUUUCGUGUCCCCGCCUCGGCAACGUCACAGUCGUAACGGAGAACGAAGACCUUGCACCAUUGAAGGUCCUUGGUGAACAAGAGCCACCUCAGCCACGACUGUGCUCCAUCUGGUCUAAGCCGUCUUGCGACUCAAAGGCGGUAACGGAUGCGUCUGAACUCGUCCAGGCCAUCUACAUGCGAGCAUACGAGAAGCAGGUGCAGAGCAAGGGCGAAUAUACAUUCCGCCUCGCCAUUGGCAAGGAUGCUUCUGAGCCAUGCUCCAAAGCCGACGUCAUAAUCAGGGACACAUCUGCAGCUCCUUUCUCCAGCAGCGGCCUCUUGCAGAGUCUCAACACGCUCGUACUCGGCUGCCAUCAGCUUGGCGAGAGCUUCGAAGAGGUGCAGUUCAAGCGCGGCGCCGUUGCUGAUGCUCGUAUGUGGUUGAUGUCGGCGAACUCAGAGGGUGGCCGCUCAUUGGCAAAGGAUAUUUCACUACGGGCCGGUGAGGUAGUAAGCGCUCUGUCGUCACCACCUGCAGGUAGACGGGAUGGGCUGGUCCAGGCUAGAAUUUAGACGGUGUUCUCAUUGGGAAGGUGCAAAGCGGGGCGUUUGUUACAUAAUAAGCAAAUUUUUAUCUGAUCCUGUCUAAAUCUGA
Molecule: messenger RNA, 1575 nt
Organism: Boeremia exigua
Lineage: Eukaryota; Fungi; Ascomycota; Dothideomycetes; Pleosporales; Didymellaceae
Product: L-lysine 6-monooxygenase (NADPH-requiring)-domain-containing protein
Exons: 1
Coding region: 222-1493 (423 amino acids)
Biological process (GO): intracellular iron ion homeostasis
Source: RefSeq, a predicted model, not a curated record